This is a messenger RNA of Didymodactylos carnosus, 498 nucleotides long. The record is from the annotation of a GenBank genome assembly. NCBI's taxonomy places the organism in Eukaryota, Metazoa, Rotifera, Eurotatoria, Philodinida, Philodinidae.
AUGUCGUCGAUUUAUCUCGUUCAAAUAUCAAUUUUAAUUAUUUUUACUUUACAAGUGUUUCAUUUGACAGCAUCAACAACACGAUUAGAGACACAUUCAUACGAUGAGCCUUUACCAUCAAAUCAAGAAAGUGUAGUAACCGAUCUUGAUAAUACAUUAAAACAUCAUCAGAUACUAGAUUCGAUCAACCAAUCCUCAUUCAACGAAAAAGAAAUUGAGAAUGAUGAUGAUGAUAAUGAGUCUGCCGUUGAACUUCUAAUAACGGAUGGACAACACCAAUUAAAUCCAUCAGAACUGUCAUCCCAUCAUCAUCAAAAAUCCCCGAAACGAUCAAUGAUAUUUGGUAAAAGAGUUCGUGGUGAUGUUUCCCAUGGUAGCGAUAAUUCAAAUCGUUUAUGGGCAAUACCGUAUCGAUUUGGAAAACGAUCAACUAUGCCAUAUCGAUUUGGUAGACGUGCCGCCAUGCAUUUUCGAUUGGGAAAAAAAAGUGUUAAUUAA